Messenger RNA from Hibiscus syriacus, 1521 nucleotides. Its product is annotated as cytochrome P450 89A2-like. NCBI's taxonomy places the organism in Eukaryota, Viridiplantae, Streptophyta, Magnoliopsida, Malvales, Malvaceae. Gene Ontology annotation, cellular component: membrane. Bases 1 to 1503 code for a protein of 500 amino acids. The transcript has a single exon. Gene Ontology annotation, molecular function: heme binding; oxidoreductase activity, acting on paired donors, with incorporation or reduction of molecular oxygen, NAD(P)H as one donor, and incorporation of one atom of oxygen; iron ion binding. The record is from RefSeq and is a predicted model, not a curated record.
AUGGCGGUUUGGUUCUUCAUCUUCAUCUCCAUCUCCAUCUCCAUGGCUGUUAUCCUCAAACUCAUCUUCAACUAUCCCUCUCAAAAGUUGCCACCAGGGCCACGUCCUCUCCCCAUAGUUGGCAACUUGUUCUUCUUCCGCAAAUCUUUUAAUGACCUACAUCAUAUACUUCACUUCCUUCAUGCCAAAUUCGGUCCCAUAAUCACCCUCCACUUCGGUUCUCGCCCGGCUAUUUUCAUCGCCGAUCGCUUUCUCGCCCACCAAGCCUUGGUUCAUGACAGUGUCGUUUUCGCGGACCGUCCUCCAGCUUUAGAUGGUAAAGAGGAAGUCUUUAUCACCACGGCCAACUACAGCUCCACAUGGCGUGUGCUCCGCCGUAACCUAACGGCCGAGAUGCUCCAUCCUUCUCGUGUGAAAUCUUAUUCAGCUGCACGCAAGAUGAUGUUGGGGAGACUCUUGAAACUCCUCAAGCUUCAGUCUGGUCAAUCUGCUGAUCAUUCGGUCCAAGUGAUGGAUCAAUUCCGGAACUCCAUGUUUAGCUUGCUCGCCUUCAUGUGCUUCGGAGAAGAACUUGAAGACAAGAAAAUCAAGGAAAUAGCCGAUGUCCAGAGAGAUAUGAUGCGUACUUUCGGUGAAAUGAGCACGGUUUCGAUUCUUCCGACAAUAACAAUGAUCAUGUUUUAUAAACAAGGGAAAAAGAUGUUACAGCUACAAGAAGAAGCGAGACGUUUGAUCAUACCAUUGAUACUAAAUCGAAACAAGGUAAAGCAAGAACAGAAUAACAAACAAGGCUUCUCGUCCUACAUGGAUACCUUGUUGGAUGUGAAGCUACCAGAAAAGAAUAGGAGCCUGAAUGUAGAAGAAAUUCUGGGUUUAUGCUCGGAAUUUCUCAACGGAGGAACUGAUAAUACAUCGGCACUCAUGUUAUGGACCAUGGCAAACUUGGUGAAACACCCAGAUAUCCAGGAGAAGCUGUUUGAAGAGAUGAAAAGAGUGAUCGGAAACGAAGAGAAGACGGUGGAAGAAGAUGAUUUGCAUAAGAUACCGUACCUAAAAGCAGUGGUAUUAGAAGGGUUAAGGAAACAUCCACCGCUUCGCUUUUUGCUGCCUCAUUCAGUGACAAAGGACGUGGCUUUAAAUGGUCAUUUGAUUCCAAGAAAUGGGAGUGUAAAUUUCAUGAUCGGAGAUAUGGGGAUGGAUCCCAAAGUGUGGGAAGAGCCGAUGUUGUUUAAACCAGAAAGAUUUCUAAAUGAUGAGGAAGAUGGAGAGGGAUUCGAUAUAACAGGGAGCAAAGAGAUAAAGAUGAUGCCAUUCGGUGCAGGAAGAAGGAUUUGUCCCGCGUAUGCAUUGGCCAUACUUCAUUUAGAGUAUUUUGUGGCAAAUUUGGUGUGGAAAUUUGAAUGGAAAGCUCGGGGUGGAUAUGAUGUCAAUAUGGAAGAACAGCAUGAGUUCUCUGUAAGGAUGAAGCAUCCGUUGCAAGCACUUUUAUAUCCAAGAUUUUGAUGUCUAUUCGCACUAAAU